AGCUAACAACAACAACAAUGACAUCAAGCGAUAGCAGCAGUAGCGGCAGUGGCAGUGGCAGCCCCUCCAGCACAGCCACAUCGCCCAGUACCUCACCGCGCCAGCGUAAACGUUCAGUCCGUAGCCACAAUAGUUCCACAACGAAUGCCAGCAAACGUCCCAGUAGCAGUACCAGCAACCACAACCACGACAACAACAACUGUAGCAACAACAAAAAACUCGCCAUACCUCUGGAACAUGGUUGUGAAGACAAUUGGACCUGGAGCCGAAGGCAUCGCUCCAAAGAGAUUGUGUUGAGUGGUGAAAAUGAUCGCACCGUACAUUUUCAUCCGAAUUGGAGUAAAGGCACCGCUGGAGUUCAGGGCGAACGGCCACUCAACAAUGGCCGUUUCUAUUGGGAACUACAUGUCUCGAAGAGAAUAUUCGGCACCAGCAUUAUGUUCGGCAUUGGCACUCGAAAGGCCCGCCUCCAUGCCAAUUCAUUUCGUAAUAUUUUGGGAGAAAAUGAACACGGCUGGGGUCUGUCGCACAAGGGCGUAUUGUGGCACAAGGGCGUGGCGUUGAUGUACACGGAUCGCUUUAAAGAGAAUCAACCCACAGUGGUGGGUAUUCUGUUCGAUGGCAUUGCGGGCACGUUGACGUACUACAAGGAUGGUGAAUGUUUGGGUGUGGCAUAUCGUGGAUUGUAUGCGAUCAAAGAACCUCUCUACCCGAUAGUUUGUUCCACGGCGGCGAAAACCGAAAUGACACUGAAAAAUACACGUAGCGACAUAGGCCAACUACAGGAUCGAUGUCGAGCCGAGGUUUUGAAACACAUUCGACAACGGGAGGAUUUGAACAAAUUAAAGCUACCCUCGAUUAUUACGAAUUAUUUGGGUGAAACCUUCUAUGACUUGCGAACGCUGCGUCAGGUGGAUAACUAUGAUAUGUUAUUUGAUUUUUAGACACAAAUAUAGGGACGCAAACCAAAGCGGAACCACCAGGGGGAUAACAAAUGAAACUAAAUGGCCAACCGGCAUUCGAGUUAAGUAUUUUCUCUCAUUUGUGUUAGCAACAAUUACUUUAACUAGAAACUAGAAAAGCCAACAAAGCUUUCAAACAAACAAAUUUGAUAUAACCGUGAAGCUUGCAGUGCCAUACUAGCAUAAAUAACUCAAAAAAAAAAGUAUUAGAAGAGUUUUCCAAAAAAAAAGAAAAAUAGAUUUAUAACAAAUAACUAUUUUGUCAUACUGUUUAUAGGCAUCCAGAUCAGAUGUUAAGGAGCUUUUAGCCAUUAGCGUUGAAAAGAAAUUCCUAUCUUUUUUUUCUCUUCUUUUCAAAUUUAAAUAUUGUAAAAUUUUCGUAAUUCUUAAAAACAAAGUUCUAGUCAUUUAUUUACUUUUCGAAAUGUAAGAAAAAAUUAAUAAACUUCUAGUCAAAUGAUUUCAAAUUAAA
Molecule: messenger RNA, 1434 nt
Organism: Musca domestica (house fly)
Lineage: Eukaryota; Metazoa; Arthropoda; Insecta; Diptera; Muscidae
Gene: SP555
Product: SPRY domain-containing SOCS box protein 3
Exons: 2
Coding region: 18-944 (308 amino acids)
Biological process (GO): proteasome-mediated ubiquitin-dependent protein catabolic process
Cellular component (GO): SCF ubiquitin ligase complex
Molecular function (GO): protein binding
Source: RefSeq, a predicted model, not a curated record